Molecule: messenger RNA, 1748 nt
Organism: Ilex paraguariensis (yerba mate)
Lineage: Eukaryota; Viridiplantae; Streptophyta; Magnoliopsida; Aquifoliales; Aquifoliaceae
Source: the annotation of a GenBank genome assembly
GACCCAACGCUCCACGAACUGUGCAGAAUUCAAACUUUACUAGCAGAUCAACACAAGAUAUUACAUCAAAGUUUCUCUCAGUUUGAGGCCUAUAAAUGGACCAUUCUGCAUCUAAAUCAGCACCCUACAACUUUCUCUCUCUUCUUGCUUUCCUCAUCCACUACUCCCUCCACAGUGCACUCUCAUUUUUGGUAGAUUUUUUCUUUCCCAGUUUCCUAUUCUAUAGGUAAUUGGAUCUUUCAUUCACAUUUCUUUUCACCAAUAAAAGUUUUUAGAGGCAAUUCACAAGAUUCAACAAGUAAUUGAUAACUCGAGAUGGAGAGAAGAAAAUCCUCCCUUCUUCAAAUUCAGGCACCAACUUAUGGAAACCUAAUCACCAUCCUCAGCAUAGAUGGAGGUGGAAUCAGGGGGAUUAUUCCUGCCACUAUUCUUGCCUACCUCGAGGCUCAACUCCAGGAGCUGGAUGGGGAGGAGGCAAGACUUGCAGAUUACUUCGACGUGAUUGCCGGAACAAGCACCGGUGGUCUUGUGACAGCCAUGUUAACUGCACCCGAUGAAAACAACCGUCCUCUCUAUGCAGCCAAAGACAUCAAACCUUUUUACCUAGAGCACGGUCCCAAGAUUUUCCCACAGAAAAGUGGCUUGUUUAAAUCCAUUGGAAAAACGUUAAAAACAUUAAGAGGACCCAAAUAUGAUGGGAAGUAUCUUCAUGGGCUUGUAAGGGAGAAGCUGGGAGAUAUCCGAUUAAGUCGUACACUCGCCAAUGUUGUCAUUCCAACUUUUGAUAUCAAAGACUUGCAGCCAACCAUUUUCUCCACUUAUCAGGUAAAAGGCUCUUCAUGUUUGGAUGCUCAAUUAUCCGAUAUUUGCAUAAGUACUUCUGCAGCUCCAACCUACCUUCCAGCCCAUUACUUCAAGACCCAAGAUAACAAAGGGAAUGUUCGAGAAUAUAAUCUUAUUGAUGGGGGUGUUGCUGCAAAUAAUCCGACUUUGGUUGCCAUUAGCGAAGUGACAAAACAGGUCAUUGAGAACAAUCCAGACUUCUUUCCCAUCAAGCCCAUGGACUAUGCUCGAUAUCUAGUAAUUUCAAUUGGCACAGGGGCAGCAAAGAUUGAACAGAAAUACAAUGGUAAAAUGGCUGCCAAAUGGGGAGUUCUAGGCUGGUUAAUUCAUGGAGGUUCGACUCCAUUGGUGGAUGUGUUUACUCAAUCAAGUGGAGAUAUGGUUGAUUUUCACAAUUCUGUGGUUUUCCAAGCACUUCAUUCAGAAGAAAAUUACCUUCGAAUUCAAGAAGACACAUUGACUGGUACAGAAGCUUCAGUUGAUGUUGCGACGAAGGCCAACUUGGAAAAACUGGUAAAAAUAGGUGAAAAUCUACUGAAGAAACCAGUUUCAAGGGUAAAUUUGGAGACGGGACUCCACAAACCAGUUGAAAACGCAGGCACAAAUGAGGAUGCUCUCAAGAGGUUUGCCAGACUACUUUGCAAUGAAAGGAGACUUCGAGAGUUAAGAUCGCCACUGACCAGCAAGGCACUGACCAACAAGGCUCAAGCGUCAAGCCUCAAUGUUGUGCAUCACAUUGUUAUCCCUUGACCAUAUGCCCGUUUACUUCUCAUAUUUGUCGUCAAAUUUAACUAUUUUUUAUUCUUUGCACAAAUUUGUAAAACAUGCUAUGCGAUCGAAAGAUAGACGUUCUUUAAUUAGAAAAUAUUUAUAGAUUUUCAUUUCUCUUUGAACGGUGAGAAUUU